UUAUGAUGGCUCCAUAUUUACAGGUUAUGGCCAAUUUGGGACAAUAAUUCGCUGUUCAUGAGCGCUGCAAGCAAAAAUCCAAUGUUUUAAAUAGUCGAUUAAUUACUCAAGAUAGCGAAGAGUGUUGUCUGACUAUAAGUUAUUGCAUAAAAUGGAAGGUGUUGGCAUUACUGUGGUGAACACAUUGACAAUGUCCGGAAGAUCAAAUCCAAAUUCAGUUUCAAGAUGGUGGACUGUGAUACUGUUGGGUGCUAUGUUUUUGUGUGGAGAGGGCUUCGGUGACGAAUUCUCUACGGAAUUGCAGAGUUAUUAUACUGCCUGGGUGAAUAUUACUUUUAAAGACGUGAAAACUGGCAGAAUUAUAACUGAGCGGGGCGAGAUCGGACGCUACGGAACCAAUAGUAAAAUUGCUGCGGAGAGCGGUGUCGUCGUUCAUGUGCGCCAUGGACCCGGUGGAAAUACUACAAAUGGAUGCGCUCGACCAGAAAAUGCGAUCCCCAACGAGAAGUGGGUUGCACUCGUUCAGAGAGGGACAUGUAAAUUUCAUGAGAAAAUCCACAACGUUGCCAAGAAGCGAAAUGCGUCGGCAGUUAUUAUCUAUGAUUAUGAGGAUGGUAAUGAUCUGAUUACGAUGGAGCAUGACGGCCUGCCCGUGGAUUACAGAGGUGUCGACGACGUCGUUUCAAUAUUCAUCAGUAAAAAGUACGGCGAACGAAUCGCACAGCUUGUCGAAAACAAGACAAAAGUCAUGGUGUAUAUCACGGUCGGGACGCACACCACUCACCAUUUUACAAGCAUAAACAAGACUUCUGUUUUGUUUGUUUCGAUAUCGUUUAUCGUGCUGAUGAUCAUAUCAUUAGCGUGGCUCGUCUUUUACUACAUACAGCGGUUUCGAUACGCUCACGCUAAAGAGAGACUUUCACGACGGUUAGCCAACGCAGCAAAGAAAGCUAUCACGAAAAUUCCACUGCGGACAAUUAAAUGUGGCGAUAAGGAGACGCAGUCGGACUUUGAUCAGUGUGCGGUUUGUAUUGAAGGUUACAAACAAGCUGAGGUGGUGAGAAUAUUGCCCUGCAAGCAUGUUUUCCACAAAUCAUGUGUGGAUCCAUGGCUGCUUGAACAACGAAGUUGUCCAAUGUGUAAAAUGGACAUUUUAAAAGCAUAUGGUUUCCAUAUUAGCGGGAGUCAAGAAAGUGUCGCAAAUCCUGACAGUGGUAACCAAGGGGACAUCGAGAUCCCCAAUAGUCCAGCUCUGGUGGAAAACACCGCUGUGCAUAUAUUUCCCACCAACGAUCACGAUAUGCGCCCAUGCAAUGGACAUAGUGUACAAGUGUUACAUCUGCAGCCACCAGAUAUUGAGUGCCAUACUGAAACAGAUCGGACUGCGCGUAACCAUAGUAGUAAUUGUAUUGCUCUUGUGGAGCCAGACGUUUCUGAGGGCUCGCGUUCUAGUGAUUCGGACUAUAAUGAGCGUCACUCAUUGAUGGAGGCGUCGAGACGGGAGAUUGAGCAGGAGACGUGCGGAAUCUAAUCUAAUUGGUGUCAUGUGAUUGCUUUGUGUUUCUAUGAUUGACAUGAUAGAUGCUGUCGGAAAUUCACCUUGAAUGUAAAUGUUUUGGCAACUUUGAGAAGGCUUUGACGUGAAUAGUAGCAGAGAUUUCAACGGGGUGUUUGGCAAAAAUGUGACUUGGCUGUUUUUUGCAAGAAACUGCCGGUUGGAUUUUUUGGUACAUUCUGCAGCACUUUUUUCAAUGUGUCUAUUCAGCAUGAGAGUUGAAAGUAUGUAUUUUGACAAAUGCCUGUGCUGUAAGAUGUACAAUUUUGAUAUUGAGUGUUGAUCUAAUUCUAAUGUGUCCAAGGAAAGAGCAAAUUUAAUUUGUACAUCUUCCUUGGUUAUGUUGAGGCUGAGUACAAUGUAUCUCCACCCAACAGAGGACAAUGGUUUAAAAUAUGCCCCAGGCUUGAACAGUAGUCAAUGAUCGACCGAUUUGGAUUUCGUGCAUGACAAUAUUAUUCUUUGUGCAGUUCAUCAUCGCCAUUUUUUUAUUGCUUACUGUAAAAUGCAUUAGGCUUGCCAUUCUUCAGAGAAACACUCAUGUAUUCAUAAUGUGCUGGUGCAAUCUGGCAGCACAUAUGAACUUUCAGUCCAUGCUGACAAAUGACCUACAUUUACCUUCCGCACAAAUUCUAAUAAUAAUGAGUUCCUGAAAAUCUUGUAAUACAAUGUAAUUUAUAUAGCGCUUUAUAUGUAUGAUACAGUAGAACCUCCAUUUUGCAGACACCUCUCUAUUUAGGACAACCUCUCUAUCAAGGACACCAGUUUUGAUCCCAAAUUUCUUUUUUCAUUCAAUUUGACCUCUCUAAUCAGGACACCUCUCUAUGAAGGACAGCAUUUGUCAGUCCUGAUGGUGUCCUUAAUAGGGAGGUUCUACUGUACUAUACUGUCUUCGAGCGCUUUACAAUCACAAACAUUACUACCCAGCCUAUUCAGAAACCUUUCUGGAGAACCAAGGGCAACCAGAAUCUUUUUAAGUACACACACAAACAUUUUGAGAGAUGGGAGUUGCGUAGUGGCACCAGUCUGGGAAACCCGGGACCUCCUGAGUGUUUACUGAAAAAGCAACGGUUUUAACCCUUCCUGUAUUCUGGUUGCUGGUCUAGUUUUCUGGGCGAGGCAGUUCCAACUGACACAUUUCUGGUAUCGAUCCAUUACAUCACCUAAAGCAUGAACAUCAUAGCUGUUUCCUUGUAGUGUAUUUGAAUAUUUCAUGUGUUCCGUCACAUGGAAAGUCAGUAUUACUACAUGUAUCAUUGAGAAUUUCUUACGUAGGGACUCGAAUUUUUCUGAUGGUGUUCAGUGUUGUGCUCUUUCUAGCUUGGACUGGUUUCUUCUGCUGUGAAUACUAUGGACAAGUGUGAGACGUUUACAGUGCUAUACACACAGGAAGAACAGUCCAAUUGCCACAAAGCUUUGUAAUUGAGGUUGGACAGGUGUACCUGUACUGCCACUGGUGUGUAGCUGAUACAGAAAUGUGCUCAAGUGGUACUGACAUGUCCUACGAUUACGAAAGAAUACUUGUACGAUCAAUGGACGCUUCUUCCAGCAUGUAUAGCACUGUACACGUUGCGAGGAGUGGGAUGAUGAGGUGUUUUAAAGUGUUUAAGAGUAAGUAUCAGAGGUUGCACUGCUCUUCGUAAUACUGUUACCACAGUGAGAAUUUAAAAUGACCGAGAAACUUCUGCGUGGAUAUAUCGUGUCGUAUGUGGCUACUAUGGGCCCAUUUAUGUUUGACUGGCCAUUUCCGCCGAAAAAAACUGCACUGGUCCAUGAAGGCGGCCAUUUACAUGGUAUGACAUCACUAGAUUGUAUAUUACAUCAUAACGACAUCUGUAGCAACAAAGUGCGUCAUUUUUGCCGGUGCCCGACCAUUGAGUGAAUGAAAUUAUCUUUUAAAUUGCGCCUUUCCCACUGAAUACAAUGUUCCGAGCGCUCACACUCCAAAAUGCCCUCGAAAGAGAAGAGUUUUCAAGCUUUUUCGGAAAAUGUUGAGAGUCAGUUUCUGCCCUAAGGUUGUGACUCAGUGAGUUCCACAUUCGAGGGGCAUGCACUGAGAAUGCCCUUGCCCCAAAGGUUACCAGCCUGCUGUGCCUCAGAACGGAGUGAUCAGGAAGGAGUGUAGGGCACAUGAACAAGUAGUCAUGAUUUUGACUCUCAGAAUACUGCUGUAGCAUUGUGUCGCAUCAAAAGAAAAUCGAUUUUUUAAAAGUUACAUGUUAUAUGUUGUUGAAAAAACCAAACCAUUUCACUUUUUGCAAAUGUUCUAGAAAAUUAUGUGCUAAUCACUUGGUGAUCCUUGCGAACACAUGCUGGAUUAUACAUCCACUCUAAAGGGACAACUUGGGCAUGAGAUACGUUGGUUUUCCAUUCAAAAAUGGCUUCUGGCAGGACCGUGGAUUAUUGAAAAGUCAAUGAACUGCGAUAACCAAUGCACUAGAACGGAGGGGGGGGGGGGGGGGGGGGGUAAUCAUAGACCUGCUUGAAACAAAAAUCAUGAUUAGAAAUCAGCAUUAGUGUGAUACUACAGCUGGCAAGCAGGGUCACUGUCCUCCUGGCCAGGUGAAUACCAUGCCCAAGUUGUCCCAUUAACCUUUUGGGUGUCUUAUAGACGUACGACGGACAUCCACUUUUGGAAAUUGAUGUGCCAUGAUAGACGUUCGACCUACAUCUACAUUUCAUGGAUCUACAUGUAGUGUGCCAAGGUUUAUCGUUAUUCCCAUUGAUUUGGACGUUCCACGUAUAUCCGUAGGGAGGUGCCCUGAGGGUCUGGGGGUUGGAGCUGGCCUGUGAUUGUAAUCAUGCUGUUUUACUGUCAGGGCCUACUGCAUCUAGCAGCACUAGCCAAAGGCCAAAUAUGUAUGGUUUAUAGUGUUUAUUUACAACAUAAUUUCCUUAAAAAGCCUCGGCACAGGGGUAACAUAAGCGGCCGGCACCCAAAGGGUUAAUACUCUAGUCUCGGCUUUUUAUGGUGGGUUCAUUAUCUCCACGGCCUACCGCCUACACAGUGGUGAUUUGUAAUGGAAGACCACCUCCACCAUAUGAAUGGCUGAACGUCUGUCAUUCACAUUUGAAUCGUGUGACUGCUGGCAUGGGACGCGGUCCUUGUGAAAUUGAUUGAGCCACAGGGAAAGUUAUGGUUCAUUACAUCCAAUCUUUUAAUGUUCAAUGUAUGACCGAAAUUGAUACAGUUUGUAAUAUUGAAAGUUUUACUUCACACUGCUAUUACGAUAAAUAAAAGUAAUGCUAUAAUGCAGGGUGUCGCAAAAGAAAUGCGCGAAUUUUACAUUCUGAGUAUGAACCAUAAACUGCCUGGGUGUCUAAAUUUUCCUUAAAAUUGCAACGUUUGGUGCAUUUUUCUCUAAACAUAGGAAAUGACUACAGUCUCAAUUCAGAACUUUUCGCAUCGAGGUAAACAAGAAAUGAGAUAGAUAGAUAGAUCCAGGGGGAUGAUUGGGGAACCUGUUUACACGUUUCAACACAGGCCAUUUUUUUCUAAACACGUCAAACGUCGCUAAGGACAAAAGCCAACGUGAACCUUAUUACCGAUAGAUUGCUAAGAUGUGCAGUACGUCACUCGGUAAUGUACACAGUAAGCACAUGCAGCGACGAUAUUGUAUAACGGCCGAAAACAACAAUGGUUUUUCCUCUUGCCAAUGUGACUGACGUCAUGACAUAAGUCGACGUCAUGGAUCUGCUUAGAUAUUCAGGCUUCUGUCUGGGUCAAAAUUAGUUACCCACCAUAAAUCGGCUUCAUGGCGCUUAUUUACCCAUCAAAUUCUUAUCUAAAAACUUCCACAAAAUCAAAUUCAGAUUUGGGAAACCUGCAUUCAGUAGUAUUUUUCUGCAUUUCAUUGCAGCAAAACAUGGUAGUUCUGUUGAAAUACCACUGAAUGCAGGUUUAAAAAUCAGAGAUUAUUAUGGGGAAGUUUUUAGAGAUUUGUUGGGUAAAUAAGUGCCACGAAGGUGAUUUAUGGUGGACAACUAAUGUUGACACAGACAGUACAAAGACACAGUCCGUGUUCUCUCGCAUCCUGCAGAGCACUAUAGGCCUGAUCCACUUCAUCAUCUAGCAUGGCCAUGAACUCAAUUCCAUCUGCAUGUUCUUCGUCAAGUUGUGGAAGUGGUCCAGCCUCGACCUGGCCUUGGCGUCAAGCUGCCUCGAAUCCAUUUUCGAUAACCUGGUGACUCAUGGCACCACAGGCACAGGCAUUGCUCACAAUGUUGACAACAAACAAUUCAAAAAACCACCCCAGACCCAAUUUUGGAAAUACCAUUGACACUGGAACUUCGGAACUGCUCAUAGGUCAGAUCUCUUUCAUAGGAGCGAUUCAACAAACUGCCUGAGUGUUUAGCAUAACCGCGAAAUUGACCAUAGCACACUUCGGAAUUGCUCCGCCAUCUGAUUGGCCGUUUCAUCACAAAAGCGGUGAGUAACCAUGCUCUACGUAGUUUGUGAAGGGGAAUGGCCUGCAUAUUGCAAACCCACCAUAAAAAGUUGAGACUAGAGUAUCCUCACAAUUCAUAAAAAAUGGCAUAUGUAUAAAUGAAUUUAAAAAUUAUUGAAUUAAUCAUGUUUAUGUAUAGGAUACUCCCUUCGAUACGAGAUUGCAAUUAUUGUCACUUUACAUAUUGUUACUUUGCAAUUCUGAUGCCAUACAUCUCUAAUUCAGGGAUCUGAAUUGGGUGUAUGACAGAAUAGUCACAAUGAUUGGCUACAAGCAAAAAUAUGUCGAGAGAGGUUAUAUUUUUUUGCUUCUGGUACGAAAGUGUCCAUGCAUGGAUCAUUGAUGGGCGCAUGUAAUAGAUACGACCAUUGGUUCCAUCCAUGGGUCUAUGAUGGGGGUUCUCCAUCAUCUAUCCAGGGAUGGAACGUUGAAGAUUAAUCCCCAUCAUAGAUUGAUUCAUGGCCAUUUUUGCCUGUGUGAUGGCAAUGCUCAAUCUUCAGCUUGAUCAGGUUAAUAAUAGUUGGGCAGAAUUUUCCUGACUUUUGUACAUCAUUGUUAAGUAAGAAAUUGAUAAUCCACAAGCUUUGGCAAAGUUACGACGCUCUUGCAGAUCUUGGCUAUAUUAGAUGCCUCUUUAUGUUAACUGGUAGUAUUGAGAUAUCUGUCAUAUGUGACCCAUCACGGCAAAACCAAGCGCAUGUCGCACAGAAGAUGAGCCUAAAUGACACCAGGAGAUAAUGGAAGAAAUUGAUGUGCUCAUAUUUCACAAAAGGCAGACAACAGAGAAAUGAAGAAACAGUCCGUUUCAACCUGCCAAGCUCAGAGCGACAUGUGUCUAACUUUGCUGUACUGGGUCACAUAUGUCUUUAUAUGAUUACCAUAGAUCACAGAAAUGUGCAACUCAUGUCUUGUACAAAUGUAUGCCGAGUAGAUCGAUAUCCUGACAGCGUUCAGAUCCUGAGACUGAUAUCUACAGUGGAACCUAGCGGACACCUCUAUGUAUGCAAGUAUCAACGUGUGUCUUAUACCCACCCCCCAUAAGGGGUCGACACCUCUUCACUAUCUUAAAGAUUCUUAUGUGUAAGCAUCCCCACUUCUUCACAUGCAUUUCUCUUCAAAACGUCAAAGCAACGACAUACCAGGAGAUUGAGAACAAGGCAUCACACCGGUGUCUACUUAUGUAGUAUAUCUUUGCUUCAAAGCUGUUCAACAUGCUAUCACCACAUAUGAUUUGUAUUGAAUAAUGAUUAUUGAUGGUGUUUUUCCUGGACGGGGGUCUUUUUUCAGUGCAUGUUUCAGUUAGUCCUGAAUGAUGUGUAGAAAAGUCAUGCCUAACAUGACCUGUUUACCUCCCGCUUGAAAGCGUGCACCUCCGCACUGUGAACAGGUGCUUGUUGACCCUUAUGGGGGAGGGCAUAAGGUGCACCUUGAUACUUGCAUAAGGACAACCUCUCUAUUAAGGACACGAGUUUUGGUCCCAAAUGGGUUGUUUCCAUUUAUUUUGACCUCUAAUCAGGACAUCUCUCUAUUAAGGACAGCACUUGUCCGUCCUGAGAGUGUCCUUAAUAGAGAGGUUCUGCUGUACAUGAAUCUUAUGAAAAAUCGCACUGGAAUAAAUCUUCAGUGGUGCAUUGUUUUCUCGAUGUUGUGUUACGGUCUAACCAGUCAUUUGUAUAAAAUAAUAUCAAGACACGAAUUGGGCUCUGGACACUGCUGCCUGUCCAGAAAUAUAUUGUCUUCAAAGAAUUCAUAGGAAUUUGGACUAUUGUUAUGUGUAUUUAUGCAACGGUCAAUGCAAGUCCUGUGAAACGGAACCCUAGUCAGGUUGUCAAUUCUACUUCAGUGUAGAAAUAGGGUUCAGAUCUUAUCACAAUAUUACUUCUACCCAUCAAAGUCCUGUUGAUAAGAUUGAGAAUAAUAUUCAGUAGUGUCAACUUCUACUUAUCAAUUCUGCUAUUUUCGUAGAAGGUUACAGUUGAAACCACCCUAGCAGACACCUCUCUAUUAAGGACACUCCUCUAUUAAGGACACCUCACUAUUCAGGACACCUUUCUAUUAAAGACACCUUCUGUUUCUAGUUCAGCAGUUUAUUGACUGAAGAUGCUCCCCCCACAACAAAAAUGCACCAGUCAGAAAUGAAAAAUGCUCUGAGAAUUUCUUCUAAGAAGUCUAUAUCACUAAAUUUUGUAUGACAGCUUCUGUAUGCGUUAUUGAAUAAACUGGAAGGUAUCCAGGAGAUAUGUUCCUGUAAGCCAACAGCUAUCGUUAUUGAUUCAGAGUAGAUUAAUGGUACAAAAUAUGAUCAGAUGCGCAAACAAUAAUACUCUAAACACGUUUCCUGUGACAUUCAUGAAUUUCUGGAGCAGAUUGUAAAUAAAUUUUCUAAUCAUGUUGAUGAAAUUGUAGUUUAUAUGGUACAGAUAGUUGAAUUGUACAUUGUACAUGUAGUAAAGUUGACCUGAGGUGUAGAAGAUAAAAGAUACUUGUAUCACUUAUAUCAUUGUGUGAAUGACCUAGUUUAUUCAAAUAGCUUUACAUUCGUCUGAUUCACUUCUGAUAUAGGUAAUUUAUCAGUUCAAAAGUAUAUCAGAUUGAUCCGAGUUAUUUGUUUUAGUCUGGAGUUCAAAAUGAUAUCCCAGUUGCCUGCUUUUUCCAGAUACAAUCAAAUUCGAUCAAUAUAUUUUUGUCAAACAUUUGUUCAAAAGUUGUUUCUGGGUCAAGUACAUGUAUGCCUUUGAUUGCUUGUUAUCUUCUCGCCAAGGUCAAAAACAACAAAACUAAUGAAAUGUCAGUAGCACUAACAGUGCACUGAAAGGUUGAGGAAUGUGUAUCCUAGCUACGUACUAGUCCUCAGCACCGAGAAUCGCUGUUCCUCAAAACUGAGUAUUACGAGGUACUGAGCAUCUUGUAAUCCUGAAUUCUGAGUCCCUCCAUCGUUCCUCUGCAAGGACGGCUCUCUCCCGGUAUACCUGCAUACCAGUAUGUUUGUCAUGAGCUUAUAUGUGACCCACCGCAGCAAAACGAGUCGCAUGUCGCUUCGAGCUUGACAGGUUGAGACGGACUGGUUGUUCAUUUCACUAUUGUCUGCCUAUUAUGAAAUCUGGGUGUAUCAAUUUCUUAUGUCAUUUUAGGCUCCUCUUCUGUGCGACAUAUGACCCAUUUUGCGGUGGUGGAUCACAUAUUUGUAUUCGAAUCUAGAAAUACUGGGCCUACUGCGAACAGUGUUCAAGCAUCAUAGUUUGGCUAAGAUGACAAUUAUAAGCAAGAGGAUAAAACACUGGUACACAAGCAAAUCAAGUGUUCUCGGCUUGCUCACUGCAGCCUUUUUGAUGGAGGGUGUAAAUGUGACCCGCUCUACCAAAACUAGGCGCUUGUCGCAUCUGAACUUGACAGGUUGAUACGGACUUGUUGUUCAUUUCCCUAUUGUAGACCUUUGGUGAAAUGUAACCAAAUCAGUUUGUAAUAGAUGUGAAACUGUGAAACUUCGACUUUGUAUUCGCAAAGAUCCCUGAUCUGAUUGCCCACACAGGGGACCGAGGGACUUUAAACUCAGGAAUAGGAGAUGUAAGAAACUUGUAAUACUCUUAAUUUAGGAUUUUGAGCCUCCGGUGUGGUCCUGCCAAUAUGUUAAUGAUUUUUCACCCUGAUGCCUGGCUUGUUCAUUUUUUUUCAACCCGGUUCCUAUCUCUGUAGAGACUUGAUUUGAGUGUUAAAAUUUGGUGGUAAUUUAUUAAGCUAAAGGCAUCAUGUGACAGUGCGGGAAAUUUGAAUUUGAAAAACCGUGCGUAUACGGUCUGCGGUUGUGAAAUCAAACAUGGCGGACCGUGUAUGUACGGCUUACACCAAUGAGCUACAUUUGGGAAAUCUGGCAGUUCUAAAUGACAUUGUGUGAUGUAUUAUGAAAUAGAUGUACAUGUUUAAUACAUGUAGGCCACUACAAUGAAUUCAUGUCUUCAUUAUGAGUUGGUCUGCCUGAAUGUGGUUAACACAAAUAAUUUUUUUGACGUGGCCAUGUUAGUUUUAGUUGUUGCCUCUGCUGGUCAAAAGGUACAUCACGUUCUGUCAUUAUCUUCACAAAAUUUGCUGUUUUAUGAUUAUUGACUUCACUACAAAAGGUGUUCGAUGGGCAGUGUGAGGAGGAUAUGUGCAUUCUUGUAUAAAAAGAAUUCCAAGUCACAGAAUACUUUAUCUAAAGGCCUACGCUGUUCAUUGGAGAUUAAAAUUUGUAACUGAAUUUCAAAAUUUCCAGUUCCUAAAAAUGUACUAAAUAUAAAUUUUAGCACUGCCGUUGUGUCGACAGAUAUGGUAUUGUGUAGUACUGCAUUUCUAUUUUCCCGAAUCACCCGUAAUUACGAACUGCUUACCCCUUUAAAACCUUCAGCGCCGAACCACGUACAUCUGCGUGGCCCAAAUCCCCCCUCUAUGAGCUGGUUAUCGGAGUCUCGUGGACUUCAUGAAAGAACUACGCCAUCGCCAUCUUCAGGGCAAGGUGGGAACUGAAAAGACCAAACCACUGAAAAACAAAAUAAAGCUGUUCCCAACACCGGGAAUUUUUAGGGGGAUGGGGGGUGGAAAAGGGGGUCAUUUUUGGUCAUUUUUCAACCAAAAAAUAAAAUAUAGUAAAGGAGUGUAGCUAUUAACUCUAUUGAUUCAAGAAGACCCUUGUCUUGGAGCAGUUGCUGCAGAAGACCUUAUACAGCCAUCUCUUAUACUUUUUUUCUUCUGGGGGUGAAACAACGACGUGGAAGGUGUUAACGGGAAUGCAGUGAUUUGCUUACAGAGAGAGGAAAGGAAUAAAAAAACUGUCUUCUACAAACUUGGCAUCUUCCAACACCCACACCAAACACAUCUAAAAGACUGUUGUCUGUUGUAGCCUAAUAAACCGCACAGGUUAACCCUCUAGUCUACCAACCAUUGACGAAACCUAGAAAAAAAGGCAGGAUAGUUUGAAACAUCUUAUAAAAUCUAUGCACUCAAUGACAAAAAUUUGAAAAAUUAUGAAUAAAUUGUGAAAAUUUUGUACAUUAUUUAAAUGGUUUAACAAGUCGAUUUUGCUUAGUGCUUUUUAUAUGCCCAUUGCCAAUGAUAUGUUAGCAUGCUUUGCUUUAUAUUAUGAGGUCGAUAUUUAAUACCAGAGAAUAAGCCUAGCGAACAGCCGAUUUUGUUGCGGCACAUGACCUUAGGAUAUGCUGCAAAGGUUACGUUUUAACGUCUAAACAAGGAAGAAGAUCACCCCAGAGGCUUAUAUAACAUCGUGGGCUGAGCGCAAAACUGUUGUAACUGACAAAUUUAAAAAAAAUGAGUUAGCCCCAGAAAUCAAUGCAAAAACAUCAUAUCUACAAUAUUAUUGUGUUGAUUAGUGCUGCCUUCUAUCAUACGCCCCUAAACUACCAAUGUAAUACUAUUGUAUCUGCAGAUUACAGGAAAACAUGAGUGCAAAAACAUUGUAUCUGCAUUCAAAAUGGCUUCCUCAAAACAAAAGAGGCUGAUGACUGCUGAUGAAGUUCAAAUCUUUGAAGUCAUUUUCCUCAAAACCAAAGGAAGUGUAGAUACAACAGUUUUGCACUCAGCCCACGACAUGUAAUUACCACAAGUUUAAAAUAUCUGACAUCAUGGUACUGUAAACCGCAAGUUUUCGUGGGUCAUGUUAUUUUUGCGCAUUUUAGGAACAGCCUCAGUUCGUAAAAAUACAACUCGCAAAAGAACAUUUGUUGGUUCGAAAAACCAAAAAGUUAUUUCAUAAUCCGCCAAAAUGAAAAUUGUGAAAAUUUUGUGAUUCGCAAAAAUAGGUGCGGAAAUUUGGUGGCUUCAGCAUCUUGGCACACAAGGCUCUUGAGAUUAGAAUGUCCUGUCUGACUGUUACUUACUGGAAGUUGAUAAGCGAACAUUGCGUGGCUACAUUGAAAUGAACAGAUUUAUGGUUGGCUCAACACAUGUUUUAGACAAAGGUGGCUGUGUCUAUUCAUACGAACACCGAAGAUAUUCCUGUAAGGUUAUUUUUAUGUCAGUUUUGGCAUGCGCAUUGUGGAAAUUCCAGCAUUUUGCAUGCUGUGCCGAACCAGCUCCUUCUAUACAAACCCACUUCUUUCAUGAACAUGUACACAUAGUUUGUAUGCUACAUGGCAACGUCCCUUCUUGGAUAAUCCUAAUAAAAUGAAAUAUCCUCACGCCUUCCGACCUUUUGAUGUGCAUGCACUGUUCUAUAUUACUGUAAAAACAAAUGAUUAUUAUAUUUUCAUCACACAAACUUGGAAUUAUCACAGCAAUUUCUCAUGUAAAUUUGAUGAAGUUGGUUGUCAAGGUAGGUGAGCUGAUUGCGAAGUCGCACUGUGACCUGUCACAGCCAAAACAGGCGCACUGAGCUUGGCAGGUUGAGACGGACUGGUUGUUCAUUUCACUGUUGUCUGCCUUAAAGUGAAAUUUGAGUACAUCAAUUUCUUCCAAUAUCUCCUGGUGUCAUAAAGGCUCAUCUACUGUGCAACAUGUGCCUCGUUGUGCUGUGUUGGGUCACAAAUGUCAUCAUUCUUCAAAUAAACAUGGCAAAGUUGCAUUUUCGUAUCCGUACCAGGCGUCUGUUACCAUCCCUCAUGUUAGAAUAGUCUGCAAGGAAAAGUUCACAGUCAUGUGAUGUAAGAAUACCGGUAUACCCACAGCAAUUCACAAAAUUAUUCACUCAUGUAUCCUGUAUUCUUCUUCCCCCAAGGAAAUUCAUUUUCACAUUUAUUGAGGCAUUUUUCUUAUCAUCUCCGGCUUUAAUGCCUGGAUACGCUCUUAUAAAAUUCACUUUUCUUCUAUGUGUAAUGUGAAUGUUUAUUUUGUUGUUAAUCAUGUUGUAAAUAAAGUUGUAUUAAAUAUAACUAAAUGGUACAUGCAU
This is a messenger RNA of Lineus longissimus, 12877 nucleotides long. Its product is annotated as RING finger protein 150-like. Lineage: Eukaryota; Metazoa; Nemertea; Pilidiophora; Heteronemertea; Lineidae. The transcript has 6 exons. The coding region runs from base 152 to 1531 and encodes 459 amino acids. The record is from RefSeq and is a predicted model, not a curated record.